AAUAUUUCUCGACCUAUUUUACUUAAAUUGUAUCGCAUCAUCACUAUCUAUAAUUAUUAAAAUGUUAUUCUAAAUCUUUCUAGUUUUUCAGUUGAUUGUGAGUUUUUCUUCAAUUUACUUGAAACUCAAGAACACAGAAAUUUAGUUUAAAAUCAAAAAUACCAAUGGAACGGUUAUUGCUUACAUUGUUUUUAAUAAUAUCAAUUCGAUUUUGUUAUCAGCAGGACACAAAUGUGUGUCCUAUUGGAACGGAUUUCUUUAAUGGAAUGUGUGUUCGAUCUUUGUGCCCGGAGACUCAUUACCUUGUCAAUGGAGCAUGUCUUUUAAGGCCAACUGAAACAGCAUCUUGUGGUUUUGGAUUUGAUUUAAUCAAUGGAAUGUGUGUACAACAAAACUGUCCACCUAAUUUUAUAAUGAUAAAUGGAUUAUGUCAGGAAGUACUUCACAAUACACCAACGCUCUACUGCCCUAGUGGUUUCUCAAUUCAGCAUGACAUGUGUAUUCCAAAUCCUGGAAUUAUCUUACCCUCAUUUUGUCAGGCAAGACCGUGUCGAACAUAUCAAUGUCAGCUGAUUUGUUACAGAACUACUUCAAGGCCUACAUCAACUACACCUACAGAAUGGACAAAAACAACAUCAACAACUACAAUGUCCCCACCAAUAACAACAUCAAAAACAGAAACAUCACCAACAACAACAACAUCACCUACACCACCAACAACAACAACAACAACAAAAUCACCAUGUUCUCCAGAUCAUGUAAUUAUCGAUGGUGAAUGUCGAUUUGUUUACUGUAGAAAUGGUACAUUUUACAGAGGGCGCUGUAUCCAGCCAGUCUGUGCUCAUGGCCUGGUGUGGACAGGGUUGACUUGUACCCAUCCAGAAGUCAUUACCACAAUUCUGGAAAUUAAAAAUAAUUUUAACACCGAAUCAAAUCAGACGGGUCCUGAAUUCCAUGCAGCUAAAACAAUAACAAAUAUAGUUUAUCUAACAGAAAAAAAUGAAGCAGCCAAAGAAGAAAUUAAUUAUAAAAAUAAUUGCACCACGACGAUAUCAGGUUCAAAUGGAAAAUGUUGUUUUAUAGUCACACCGAGAAUGUGUAAGAAAUACAACACAAAAUGGGUCUGUUUUAAUCGUCAAUAUCGACAGUGUGGUGAAAUUUGUGGAAUAUAUUCUGUAAAAUACCUUAAAGUCGAUAAGGUAAUCGAAUAUCCGGGAAUGUUGGUCAUACCACCAAAUCCUGAGUUGCAAGGUUGUUCUAAAAAUGAAUGCAAAAUAAGUGAUGCUAUCGACUGCUCCGGUUGUUUGGCAAAUCAAAAACAAACCUGCUCACCAUAUUGCUAUCGAUAUCGAUGUCCAAACAAUAGAUGCACCUUUAUCGAUCAAUCUGAAUAUUGUAAAAAAUAUAGGGGAAGUCCGGGCUGUAGCAGCAGUGAUGGAUGUUUUGAAGAUUAUUGUUACGAAGAAACUGCAAGCCAACAAGAAUGUCAAUAAUAAUCUUCGUUUUAAUAAUAUUAUUUUCUUAUUUUAGCUUGUAAAUCUUUGUCUUCAUUUCAUACAGUUUUACCAUUUAUAUAAUAAUAUUAUGUUAUGUUUAAUACAUUAUUUGAUAGGACUAUCGUAAUAAAUUGCACAAGGUUGCAGAUUACAUCA
Messenger RNA from Eupeodes corollae, 1652 nucleotides. RefSeq lists its product as uncharacterized. The coding region runs from base 165 to 1493 and encodes 442 amino acids. Lineage: Eukaryota; Metazoa; Arthropoda; Insecta; Diptera; Syrphidae. The transcript is spliced from 4 exons. The record is from RefSeq and is a predicted model, not a curated record.